Messenger RNA from Lethenteron reissneri (Far Eastern brook lamprey), 2805 nucleotides. RefSeq names its product AUP1 lipid droplet regulating VLDL assembly factor (gene AUP1). Gene Ontology annotation, molecular function: ubiquitin binding. Lineage: Eukaryota; Metazoa; Chordata; Hyperoartia; Petromyzontiformes; Petromyzontidae. The record is from RefSeq and is a predicted model, not a curated record. Gene Ontology annotation, cellular component: endoplasmic reticulum membrane. Gene Ontology annotation, biological process: ERAD pathway.
CGUCAUGUUACGGAGGUGACGUCAUCGGAGCAACCCCCCCCUCUCCCCACUCUCAACGGCGCCCGUGUGGACAAGCGCCACGGCGGGACGGACAAUGCAGUCGAUUAACAUCGAGAAGCUCUUCAUCUACGACAGGCUGCCUGGUGACAGUCUCUCACUGCUGCUGUUCCUAUUGUACUUGCCCUUUGGCCUGUGCCUGCUGCUCCUGCGCACGUUCAUCGGCGUACAUGUGUUCCUGAUUGCCUCAGCGCUGCCCGACAGCCUCGUUCGGCGGUUUAUUGUGCGGGUGAUGUGCUCAGUGCUGGGGCUGUUCGUGUCUCAGGAUGACCCCAGGAAGCGCGACAAGACUGCUAGGGUGUUCAUCUGCAACCAUGUCACAGAUUUUGACCACAAUGUGCUCAACUUACUGUUUUCAUGUGUCACUCCUUUGCUGGACUCGCCAGCGACCGUGCUGACAUGGGCUAGAGGCUACACAGACCUUGGUCCAUCUCACCGACCCACACUGCUCUCCAGCUGCCGCAAACUCUGCUCCCAAGAGGGUAGCCCUCCUCUUCUUCUCUUCCCUGAGGAGGCCACCACUAGUGGUCAGGCAGGGCUACUCAAGUUCAGCACCUGGCCUUUCAGCAUAAAUCCAUCUGUGCAGCCAGUGGCCCUUUCCGUCGGCAGACCAGCUGUUGCCGUGAAUGUGAUUGGAUCCUCUUGGCUUCAGGAUCUGGUUUGGACAUUUUUCUUGCCUUUUACGCAUUACCAAGUAAGGUGGCUCCCAACUGAGUCUCAACACGAGGGAGAAACGGAAGAUGGCUUUGCAAAGAGAGUGCAAGAGUUGAUGGCUGUGGAAUUGGGUGUUGUGUCUACACCAUACAGCAAAGCAGACAAAACUGAGCAUGUCAAGAGACUGGCUCGUGUGUUGAGGCAAACAGGGCCUGUGGCUGCUGGGAGGGCGAGUGGCGCACCCGUGGGGAGGACAGCCAGGCAGCAGGACACGAGAAGUGACCCCACCUUCCAGACCAUGGCCCAGCGUGUCAAGGAGGUGUUGCCACACGUGCCUCUCGCUGUCAUCGCCAGUGACAUCGCAGUGACAAAGUGCGUCGACACCACAAUCACGAACCUGCUGGAAGGGACGGUCAAAUUCACCCCCGAGGAUCCACCACCGUCUGUGCCAUCUGCCUCGCCACCAGCUCCUACGCCUUCACCAUCUGGUGCAUACAGCUCGAAAAGCUCACAGUUAUCGAGCCCUGUAACAUCUGCCUCCCUGUUUGGUAAAUCAACUGGUCAGAGGCACCUAUCUUUGCAGGAGAGGAAGGCUGCACUGUAUGAAUAUGCACGCAGAAAAUAUUUGGAGAAGAAAGACCUCCAGGAUUCUUGACCCAUAACAAUAUCCGGACAUUCACAACAGCUUUAAUGACCUUAAGCCAUUUGUUAAAAAAUAUCCUUGUUUCAUUCAUCAUUUUAAAUAUUUUUUUCAGGCAACAAUAUUUAAAAUCCGUGUUGCAGAAGUCUGCUAUUUAUUUCUUUCUUGAAAGCAUAUAGCUCAUAAAAUACGGCCUUAACUGAAAAAUUGUUUACUUUGUCCAAAAUCUUUAAAUCCAUCUACAAAAAAGAAAAACAUUUUUGUAAUGUGCUCUUCUUAGAAAUGUGAGAACAUGCUGUUGUCAUAUUUUUGUACUGGUGCUUUUACAGUGUAUACCUUAUGGGAAAGCAUUUAGAAUCCUAAGUUAGUUUCGUACAAUAGAAGGUUCAGAAAACAUCAAUUUAACACGUGUGAUAGUAUUUAGCAUCCCUUAUGAAAUUUGCAGUGUUCCCAGCGGCCAGUAAACUUGGUGAUGAAUACCUUGGACGUGAUCAAUAAUUUGACUGCUUUCACUAUCUAAAAUUGCAUGGUAAAGUUGUAGUUAAGCGUACAUACACACUGGUUUGUGUUUAAUCAUCUUGCACAUAACUUAUAAAGAUGGCCCAUUGAAUACAUAAAUAUGCUGUCCAGUCUGGUUUGGGCAGAGGGAAGUCACUUUUUUUUGGUAUGUGUCCACAGUGAGGUCAAUUUCACUUUUGUAUUCUGGUCUUCUCUUUUUUGUUCAAAUUCCAAACUGACAAAUGCAUUGAUUUCUUGGGCAUGGCCUUACAAAUGUUGGCAGCAAACUAUUUUUCCUGCAGUCUGAGUUUUGUAAUGUUGAAUGUUUCGUGUGUACAGUACUAUCUUCAGAGGUUAACAGUAAAAAAAAAACCUUUACUGUUUUUAAUGCAACAUACCUUUACAAUUCCUGAGUAUUCAGGAAGUGAAGUGUAUCUGGUGGAGAAUGUGCUUUCAAAAUCCUUUAUUGUGGGAGAUGAGCAAAGCAUUGCCAUGUUAAAGCUCAUGAACCAUUUUUACAGUGAGGGUGAAUGUCAUAAUUUCAGUGGGUAUGUUUGAAAUGUGUGCAAACCCUUGCACCUGGCAUGGUGAUUUAAAAUAAUUACAAAUCAGAAGAGCAGUUGAAUUUUGCUGUGGCUUGUGCAUGAAAAUUCUAAAUUUCACAAUUCAUAAAAAGUGAAAAAAUGGAAAUUAUUUGAUUGUUUUAAAAGCAUGCAGCUUAUAAAAGGGUGUUUAUAACUCUACAUUGCGAGCAAUAGAUGAAUAAAAACAAUUCUAAAGCACCACUUGAUAUGCCUGAAAGGCUUUAAUUUCCCAUUGUUUUUGAUUGAGACUACAGUAUUCACUCUGCCAGCAAAUGUCACGUGUUAUCUGUUGCAGUGGCUACAUUGUAAAAAAAUAUUUUGUAAAACAAAAGCUCAAUUAAAGAAUUAAACUUAACACUGGAUAUAAAAUUA